UGGAGGAAGACUCGUCAAUAUAACCCAAGAAGAGACCUCACGAGGAAGUGGGAACCCAUAAAUAUAUAUAAUAUUAAAAAAAGAAAAGGAAGAAGAAGGAAGCCAAUGGUGAAGCGACACCUGUUGAUGAUGGGAAUAAGGGCGAGCUUCCACUCCAUCGCCGCCGUCCUCGUUGCCGGAGUCAUUGUCAUCGCCAUGUACCUCUCCCAAAACGCUGGCUCCCAGAACCUAAACGAUGCCGUUUCGGACGUGGAAGGAGGAGGCAGUGGCAGUGGAUGUAAUUUGUACGAAGGGAAGUGGGUGUUUGAUAAUGAGUCGUACCCUCUGUACAAGGAAGAAGGUUGCAGAUUCAUGUCGGAUCAACUGGCUUGCGAGAAGUUCGGACGGAAAGAUUUGAGUUACAAGUUCUGGAGAUGGCAACCUCACCGAUGUGAUCUCCCCAGGUUUAACGGGACGAAGUUGCUAGAGAGGCUAAGGAACAAGAGGAUGGUAUACGUAGGAGAUUCACUCAACAGAGGCCAAUGGGUCUCAAUGGUGUGUUUGGUCGGUUCGGCCAUUACAAAUCCUAAGCUAAUGUAUAUGCAUAACAAUGGCUCCAACCUCAUCACCUUCAAAGCCCUCGAAUACAAUGCGACGAUAGAGUUCUAUUGGGCCCCACUGCUGGUGGAGUCGAAUUCGGAUGAUCCGACGUACCAUAGGUUACCGGAUCGAGUUGUUCGGAUCCAAUCGAUAGAGAAACAUGCGAGACAUUGGACCGACUCCGACAUCCUCGUCUUCAACUCCUACUUAUGGUGGAAACGUCCCCAUAUUCAAGCUCUGUGGGGGUCGUUUGAGAAGUCCGAAGAUGGGAUAUACAAAGAAGUGGAGAUGGAGAGAGCAUACGAGAUGGCUCUCCGGACUUGGUCUCAGUGGUUGGAGCUUCAUAUUCGCCGAAACACCACUCGGCUUUUCUUCAUCUCCAUGUCCCCCACUCAUGAAAGGGCUGAAGAGUGGGGAGGAGAAAUGAACAAGAGCUGCUACGGGGAGACGGAGAGGAUAAGGAGGGAGGGGUACAGGGGAAAAGGGUCGGAUCCGGAGAUGAUGAGAGCGGUGGAAAACGUGAUCGGAGAAUUGCGGACAAGAGGAGUGGAAGUCGAGAUGAUAAACAUAACGCAGAUGUCGGAAUACAGGAAAGACGGGCACCCUUCUAUCUAUAGGAAGCAGUGGGAGCCAUUGAAGGAGGACCAGAUGCUUGAUCCCGACAGCUACUCCGACUGCAUACACUGGUGCUUACCAGGUGUCCCCGAUGUCUGGAACCAACUCCUCUACGCUUUUCUCCUCAAGGAUUGAUUGUCUAAUCAUUUAUCGUCCUCAACAUUUGCAAUUGUACAGUUUAUUAUUUUUCCAACAAUACUUUGUGUGUAAUUACCCACAUGUUUGUGGUCGAGUGACCACCUACCGAAAAGGCUCUUCAAGGUCGAGC
This is a messenger RNA of Tarenaya hassleriana, 1462 nucleotides long. Its product is annotated as protein trichome birefringence-like 34. Bases 106 to 1329 code for a protein of 407 amino acids. Gene Ontology annotation, cellular component: Golgi apparatus. Gene Ontology annotation, molecular function: O-acetyltransferase activity. The transcript is spliced from 5 exons. The record is from RefSeq and is a predicted model, not a curated record. Lineage: Eukaryota; Viridiplantae; Streptophyta; Magnoliopsida; Brassicales; Cleomaceae.